UAAAAAUUUAAAUAUUAUAGUAUGGGUGAGAUAGUGCCAAAUUAAUUAUUUGUGGCUGGUUAUAGUCGUAAUAAGAUUUCAGAUGAUAAAGGUAUAAAGGACAUAUUCAGGAAAUAUGGCAAUAUAAAAGAGGUUGCUUACAAAGGAUCAUAUUCUUUUGUUGUAUGAUAUAGUUUAAUAUGUUUAUAAAAAUAGACAUUUUCAUAAGAAUAAGAAGCUGAAGAUGCUCUUAAAGCAUUGAAUGGAUGCGAGAUUAAUGGAUAGAAAUUGAAAGUAGAUGUUGUGGAUAAUCGUAAAGGACGUAGAAAUGGACCAUAAGAGAAAGAUGAAUGUUUUAAAUGUGGAUAAGGUGGACAUUGGUAAUCUUAAAAUAAUAUAAUAAUUAUAGGGCUAGAGAAUGUCCAAAUAGAUAAUCUCCUAGAAGAAAAAGAUAUUCUGAUUCUAAAUCUAAGUAUUAUGAUAUUAUUAUAUUAAAUAGAUAUAGAAGGUCAAAAAGAUCUAAUUCAAGAUCUCAUUCACAUUCUUCUUAUUCAUCUUCUCAUUCUAGGAGAAGAAGAGAUUCUAAAAAGAGAAAUAGAUACAAUCGAAGAAGUAGAAGUCCAAGAAGAGAUAAUAGGAGAAAGAAAAGUACCAGUUCCAAAAGAUCUAAUACAAAUUCAAGAUCCAAAUCAUCAGUUAGCAAUAAAUAGAGAUAGUCACAUAAGUCAUCAUCUUCUAAAUGAGAAAGGAUCAAAAAUAAAGAAAAAGAAAUUAGAAAUUAAAUCAAUCCUCUUCUUUCAUCUUUCAUUCCCUUUUCCCUAUUAUUUCUGACUGCUUUUACUCAUUCAAUACUAAAAUACAUUUUAUAUGACAAAUUCUUAAA
This is a messenger RNA of Paramecium sonneborni, 862 nucleotides long. The record is from the annotation of a GenBank genome assembly. Lineage: Eukaryota; Ciliophora; Oligohymenophorea; Peniculida; Parameciidae.